AUGGUUUUGAAAUACGGUUAUGCUGUUGAUGAACAAUUGGGUAGUCUGUCUACGUCUACAACCAAUGCUCGCAUAGUCACUCCUUUGAAAGUUCCAGAGAGAAUAACUUUGUCCGUCGUUAAUAGCUCGAGAUUCGUUAUUAUGGGAACGAAGCCAGAAAUCCUCGAGUGGAUACGAAGUCACCCAACAACGGUCGUUGAUGUGAUUCUAUACGAAACUCAAUCGAUCGCACCACACAUUCAAAUUCCCGACGUAGUGCUUGACCUGAUCCUUCCCAAUUCUCCCGAAGUUCAAGCUAGUUAUUCCUGGAUGGAUUACAUUAAUCCUCUUCAUCACCCCGACCCCACCGAAAUACCGGUACGCCUAGAAUUCCGUCCAGUGCAAGAAAAAGUGGAUAAAACAAUGGAACCUCUUUUACGUUUAGUUGUCAAACGUGAAUCCAAGUUUUGCGAUAUUGUAGACAAUUUACAGAAUAGAUGGGACAAAAUAUCAUACCCAAGCACGUGGGAUGGGGUGAAGAAGAUUGCUGGAAUACCAAGCGCAAUUAUGCAAGAAGAAGAAGAGAGUGAGGGACAGGAAGCAAAUUCAACCAUAGGCGUUAAUACAAAAAGUAACGUGAACGAUGAUGUUCAGUUAGAAAAUGUCGUAGUUGACGACAAUCAACAAACAAAAGCUGUCGUUAGGGAAUAUUAA
Messenger RNA from Paraglomus occultum, 693 nucleotides. The record is from the annotation of a GenBank genome assembly. NCBI's taxonomy places the organism in Eukaryota, Fungi, Glomeromycota, Glomeromycetes, Paraglomerales, Paraglomeraceae.